Apaloderma vittatum (bar-tailed trogon) is the source of this 1119-nucleotide messenger RNA. RefSeq names its product C3a anaphylatoxin chemotactic receptor-like. The record is from RefSeq and is a predicted model, not a curated record. Gene Ontology annotation, cellular component: plasma membrane. The transcript has a single exon. Gene Ontology annotation, biological process: inflammatory response; phospholipase C-activating G protein-coupled receptor signaling pathway; positive regulation of cytosolic calcium ion concentration. Gene Ontology annotation, molecular function: G protein-coupled receptor activity; complement component C5a receptor activity. NCBI's taxonomy places the organism in Eukaryota, Metazoa, Chordata, Aves, Trogoniformes, Trogonidae. Bases 1 to 1119 code for a protein of 372 amino acids.
AUGCCUCAACUCCUCAGCAACAGCAGUCCACAUGAACAGGCUGCUGUUUAUUAUGCAUCAGAAUCCAUUGUCUCUAUUGCUGUCUUCAUCGUCGUUUUCAUCGUAGGUAUUGUAGGCAAUGGAUUGGUGAUCUGGGUAGCUGGUUUGAAAAUGCAAAGGUCUGUGAACAUUGUCUGGUUCCUAAACCUCGCUGUGGCUGACUUCAUGUGCUGCUUGUCCUUGCCGUUUUCCAUUGUUCACCUGGCCCUCCAUGAACACUGGCUGUAUGGUUGGUUCCUCUGCAAAGUCAUUCCCUCAGUCAUUAUCUUCACUAUGUUUGCUAGCAUCUUCCUACUCGUGGCCAUCAGCAUUGACCGGUGCCUCCUUGUGAUGAGACCUGUCUGGUGUCAAAAUCAUCGAACAGUGAAAUUUAUAUCACUAAUAUGCAGUGGCAUUUGGAUCCUGGCCUUCAUUUUUUGCUGCCCUGUCUUCUACUACCGUGAGACUAGCACUUACAAUGGCAAAACUGAGUGUGGGUACAAUUUUGGAGAUGAUGAGGUGCUAAAUGAUACGGAUGAUUCUGUAUAUGACUUAUUGGCAGAAUAUUCAUUUUCAGCCUACAAUGGUAAUGACUCAUGGGGAAAUUUCUAUGAAGGUGAUUAUUCUGUAUCACUUCCGUUAGUGGUAAUAAACAUCACCAGGGCCGUCUUUGGCUUUUUACUCCCCUUCGGCAUAAUGGCAGUUUGCUAUGCCCUUAUUGCUUUCAGGACACGUGCAAAACAGCAUCACAAGCCACGCAACAGGAUGCUGCGAACAAUUGUGCUUCUGGUAGCUGCAUUCUUCAUCUGCUGGGCGCCAUACCAUGUAGUUGGAAUUCUGUCCCUUGUACCUACUCUUGGAACAGGACUGAGAGAGUCACUGAUCCUCUGGGAUCACCUCUCUACAGCACUUGCAUAUGCCAACAGCUGCAUCAACCCCCUGCUCUACGUUUUUGUGGGACGGGACUUCAGGGCAAAGGCAAAGCAAUCAGUGCGAGGAAUCUUGGAAAGUGCCUUUACUGAAGAGCCAACGCAUUCAACCCCUUACUCCCUUGACAGAAGCAGGACUUCCACAGAGAAGGAUGCUCACAGCACAGUUUAA